Lottia gigantea (owl limpet) is the source of this 438-nucleotide messenger RNA. RefSeq lists its product as hypothetical. The transcript is spliced from 4 exons. The coding region runs from base 56 to 409 and encodes 117 amino acids. NCBI's taxonomy places the organism in Eukaryota, Metazoa, Mollusca, Gastropoda, Lottiidae. The record is from RefSeq and is a predicted model, not a curated record.
CAUUAUAUUAUUUAUCUUUGUGUCUUAGCAGGAGCUUGAGAAUAUCGCCAUCACAAUGAAGUGUUUGUUUGUUUUAAGUUCGGUUAUAAUAGCCACUAUUCUAAUCCAACCAGUUGCCUCAUCGUGUACUGCUGGUCCUAUCAAUCUUAAUGUAGACGAUAAUGGUAAAAUAGACCAAUACUGUGACGGACCAAACGGACGAAUGGAAGUCGGCGAAACCUUAAGACAUGAUUGUACUGAUUGUAGCUGUACUAAAAAUGGUUUAUCAUGUUGUGGAGUUGGAUACAGAGGAGGAGCUUUUCACGUCGAAGGAUGCGAAAUGAAAAGUGAAACUGACACAUGCUGUUACCAAUUCUUUAAAACUGAUAACCCAAAUGAAUCAUGUACAGAGAAAUCUUGUCCUAAUUAAAAUAUUAAAAUAAAUUCCGUUAAAACUUU